Molecule: messenger RNA, 1667 nt
Organism: Corylus avellana
Lineage: Eukaryota; Viridiplantae; Streptophyta; Magnoliopsida; Fagales; Betulaceae
Gene: MCM10
Product: minichromosome maintenance 10
Biological process (GO): DNA replication; DNA replication initiation
Cellular component (GO): nuclear replication fork; nucleus
Molecular function (GO): DNA replication origin binding; single-stranded DNA binding
Source: RefSeq, a predicted model, not a curated record
UUAUCAUUCCCAAUGCAUAGCAGUCUCACUGAGGCGCACAGAGAGAGAGAGAGAGAGAGAACCACCAAUGUCGAACCACCAAGACGACCUGGACCUCCUUCUCUCCCUCCAAGAGAGAGUUUUGGAAACCCCUCCUGGGUCUCCUUCACCCCAUUCGCCAGGGUACCUUUCGGAUGAUGGAUCGCAGAGGCGAGCUGGGGAGGUGGACAUGUCUGUCUUCAAAAAUGCUGUGCAAGACUGCCUUGAUUACGAGCCCAAGCCAGUUCAGAAAGCUGGAAGAUUGAAGGAAUCCAAGGCCUCCAAUGAUGCUGAGGUUGAGAAAUUCUCGGGCUUGCGGAUAAGGAAACAAUUGGUCAGCCAGGCAGAGCUCAGGGAGCGGUUUUCAGACAUUCGAUUUGUUCGGUUAACAACUAUAAAGAAUUUGUUGGUAGGGGACACUCUUUCGGGCUGUUGGGCAACUGUUGGAGUGUUGACCGAGAAGGGGGCUCCAAAAACCAGUUCUACGGGGAAGAACUAUUGUAUAUGGAAGAUUGGGUGUCUGAAUGAAAAUACUGUUUCCCUUUUCUUGUUUGGUGAUGCUUAUCAGAAGAACUGUAAGGAGCAGGCUGGAACAGUCUUUGCAUUGUUCAAUUGUGCUGUACGCAAGGAUGCAAUGGGUACGGGGUUUUCUGUGAGUGUGUACUCUCCUAGUCAAAUUUUAAAGAUUGGCACUUCAGCCGAUUAUGGAGUUUGCAAGGGAAAAAGGAAGGAUGGGAUGCUGUGCACGCUAGUCAUAAAUAAACGCAGUGGGAUAUAUUGUAAAUAUCAUAAAUCGAAAGCAUCAGAGAAAUAUUUCACAACACGAACUGAGCUCAAGGGAGGGAAUCUAGGAACGGCAUUUAGGGAUUCUCUUAACUCGGAAGGGAUUUACAUGGUUGAUCCUUUAGCUGACAGGACAAACUUCAAAAAGUCCAUGCAGCCAAUAAAAUUACUGUCUGUAGAAGGACUUAAAAAGGCAUUGAGUAAUGCAGGUAAAGUGACUACAAAUGCACACUCACAAGGGAUAAGGUUUCUCACUGAAGUUACAGGGAAAAUGGGUUCAAAAGAUAGAAAUAAAGAAUCGAUAUUGCCAAAGCAACCCAUCAACAGUUCAGAGAAGAGGAAAUCAUCUACCAUGAAAGCAGAAUCAUCUGUAAUGAGGAAUCAGCAACUGGACGCCAAAAGAAAGAAAACUGAGCAGCAGGGGCUAGGUGUGGUAGACAAAACCAAGCAGAAUACAGGAAAGCUGAUUGAAUUAGAUUUUGUUAGUUCAGAUGAAGAAUUGUGAGUGACAGAACCAUGGAUUUAUAUUUGAUGGUUGUGAACUGCAGCUCCUAAAAGAUGCAAUUUGGUGGAAAUAUCUAUCCUGAGGACUCAAUCAGAAGAUCCAUUAUUUUUCUAAAAUGGAGUCUGAUUAGAAAAUGGAUAUCCCUUAUAUAUACAACAAACGCUUAGUCCUGUGAGGGAAAGAAUUGAGAAAGUUGCAGUCUCCUGUAAGAUUCUUAUUGUCCUAUUCUUUCCUAUAAGGAAUUCACAUUCCUUUAAUGUAUGAAUCAAAUUUAAUCCUUGGAGUAUGUUGUAAGAUCAAAGACUUUGCAACUUGUUACAUACAUUUAUCGAAGACUUUAGUGGAGAGCCCCUCUUUUUUA